AUGGGGACUGAGGGCUGGCAUUGCGAGGGCACCUGGAGGUCACGGCUGUGGGGACAGAGCUGCUUCGGCAGUGAAAACCCAAUCAGUGUCAGCUGGCGAGGAGAUUGGAUUGGUGGCAUGUCCUCUGCGGAGGUGAGGCUCCGCAGUAUGGUGUGGGCAGAGCAUGUCCCCUGUGGAGGUGAGGCUCUGCAGUCUGGUGUGGACAGGGUCUUGUCCGCCUGCAGAGGUGAGGCUCUGCAGUCUGAUGUGGACAGGUUCCUUUCCCCCUGCGGAGGGCAUGUUCCCUGUGGAGGUGAGGAUCUGCAGUGUGGUGUGGACAGUGUCGUGUCCCCUGUGGAGGUGACGGUCUGCAGUUUGGUGUGGGCAGGGCAUGUUCCCUGUGGAGGUGAGGAUCUGCAGUGUGGUGUGGACAGUGUCGUGUCCCCUGUGGAGGUGACGGUCUGCAGUUUGGAGCUCGGUGGCCCCAACAUUCGCAGCUUGGCACCUUACACCCAACGUGGCAGCAUUAACAGGCCCUCACAGGAGCCACCUCUUCCCGGCCUGCAGAACCGGGAGGAAGCGUGUUGUGCGGCUGAGGAAGCACCCAGGCUACAGUGUUUGGUUAUAGCGGCCUCGGCACUGGAAGACGCGGAUGUCUGCGGGCGCGGCGUGGACACAGUGGAUGGAAGUCCCCGAAGACCCGCCCGUCCCCUGUCCCAGUACCCUGCCCUGCGGGGCGCUGGCGGUGGCCCCCCCAGGAAGCAAGAGCGCGCGGGCGGGAAGCAGGGAUCCCAGCCCAGGGCAUCAGUCCGGGGACCGGUCCCCACAGCGACCCCGGUGAGGAGAAGGCCCGACCCAGCGCCUCCCCGGAAGGGGGAAACCGACCUGGGAGGAGCUGCCCAGGUCCCCGCAGACGCCUCGCGCUCCCUGCCCCGCACCCUCGCCCGCUCCCGUCUCUCCUCCGCUCCCCUCCCGGCUCCCCUCCCCUCCCUCCCCUCCCCUGGCCUCCCUGCUCGCCUUUCACCUCCCGUCCCCUGGCCUCCCUGCUUGCCUCUCACCUCCCCUCCCCUGGCCUCCCUGCUCGCCUCUCACCUCCCCUCCCGGCUCCCCUCCCCUCCUCUGGCCUUCCUGCUCCCCCAUCUCCUCUCCUCCUCUCCCCUCCCCUCCCCUCCCCUUGCCUCCCUGCUAGACUCCCCCACCUCCUCCUGCAGUGUUUGCCUCCGGCCUUCCCUAGAUUCCCACGCAGGCCUCACCCUGCAGCACAGAAGCCAGAUGACUCUGCCUGCUCUAGAGUGAAUGGACCCGGCGCGGGAGGGAGGGAGGGAGGGAGGCCUCUGGGCUCGGGCCCCAGCCGGCCUCCUCCUUGGGACCCUGCCCCGAGGGUGGCCCGAGCAGAAAAAAGAAAAAGCGGGGAGGGGGAGGUACACAUGUCUCAUUUUCUUUGAAAAGUAAGUAAGGCACCAUAAAUGGUGGCCUUUUUCAGGGGCCAGGGAGGCCUUGGCCACGCCGGUGAGUGCGAAAGGCGCGUGUUCUCCCGCCGGGCAGAGCGCGGGCACCCGAUGAGUUCUGCCUCCUGGAUGGUCUAGGAGUCCCUCCCUCUUUCCCUUUGCAGUGGCGAGGACUCUGCCUGUGCUUUGCAUCCAAAAGCAUGUGCCUUCGAUUAUUUUUUUCUAUUGAAUUAAUAAAGGAGCUGUGGUGACUGAUAAAGUGUUUAUUUUUAUAUUUUUCAUAUAAAACAGAUUGAACAUAGCCGGGUGCGGUGGCUCAAGCCUGUAAUCCCAGCACUUUGGGGAGGCCGAGGAGGGUGGAUCACGGGGUCAAGAGAUCAAGACCAUCCUGGUCAACAUGGUGAAACCCCGUCUCUACUACAAAUACAAAAAAAUAGCUGGGCAUGGUGGCGCGUGCCUGUAAUCCCAGCUACUCAGGAGGCUGAGGCAGGAGAAUUGCCUGAACCCAGGAGGCGGAAGUUGUGGUGAGCCGAGAUCUAGCCAUUGCACUCCAGCCUGGGUAACAAGAGCGAAACUCCGUCUCAAAACAAAACAAAACAAAACAGAUUGAAUAUAACAUUUGCUGGCCCGCCUAUUCUUCCUUGUGGCAAUUUUAGUCUUUUUAAAAAGUGGUUAAUGGCAAUGCAUUUCAAAGUGAAAUAUGACGCGGUGUCUGGGGAACGUUGGAGGAGCACAUUCUGCUUGCUUUUGAUGAGCCCUUCUUUUCCUGUGGUUGCUGGAACACAAAAUAUUCAGUUGUUCUGUUUAGGAAUGUCAUAGCUCAUGCCUUUUUUGGCAACUUCUCAACAUUGAAAAGAAAAUCAAUUUUUUAUGAUUUGUUCUUGAGCAUGUAAUAAUGUGCAUUAAACUCUAAAGACUAGGAAAUUGAUUUUUCUUUGAAGUCGUAAUUCCCCUAGUGCUUAAAACAAAAGUAUUGUUUGAUGCAUGACUUAGAGAAAACCAUUUGAUCUGCAUUAUUCCUGGAUAGUUUAGUUGUCCUGUGACCUACUAGAAUGAGUUGAGCUGGGCGCGGUGGCUCACUCCUGUAAUCCCAGCACUUUGGGAGGCCGAAGCGGGUGGAUCACGAGGUCAAGAGAUCGAGACCAUCCUGGUCAACAUGGUGAAACCCCAUCUCUACUAAAAAUGCAAAAAAAUUAGCUGAGCACUGUGGCGCGUGCCUGUAAUCCCAGCUACUCAGGAGGCUGAGGCAGGAGAAUUGCGUGAACCCAGGAGGCGGAGGUUGCGGUGAGCCGAGAUGGCGCCAUUGCACUCCAUCCUGGGUAACAAGAACGAAACUCCGUCUCAAAAAAAAAAAAAAAGAGAGAAUGAAUUGAAUGCUCCAAAGAGAAGUUUUCCAAAGGGUUUUUAUGACUUCUUCAAAAAACCAUAUUCUAAUUACCGGCUACAAGACUAGAGAAAAUCUGUGGCCUGAAAAACAUUUCUCCGGAAUGUGGAGUUGCAGAGAGUAUCGUAUUCAGACUCUUGAAAAUGAGGAAUUGCCCUUAAUAGAUCUUGAUGACUGGCAUCUAUAAGCACUUAUAUGCAUGGAAUUCUUGGAACAUAUUCAGUUUCUUAAUAAAGUCCAGGUGACUAAUUUUGCUGUUGAAUGGGUAGAAACAAGCAUUAGCCUGGUCUGGCUUUCUCCAGCUCUUAGGACAAGUUGGAACAGAUUUGCUCUUCUGAUGGUUCAUCUUUCUGAUUAGAGGGAUAGCAGAACUCAGCUUUGAAGAAAGGCAUCUGCAAAGAUCAUGGCAGUUCCAUUUUGUAUUCUGAGUUUGCUCCUUUUUGUAAGGGAACCAGAAUGCAGGUGCCGUUAGAAGCACACACUCUCUCUCUCUCUCUCUCUCUCUCUCUCUCUCUCUCUCUCUCUCUCUCUCUCUCUCUCUCUCUCUCUCUCCUCUCCCUCCUUAAACUUAUUGCACUGAUGCUCACCUUAAAACCUGGUUUUUACUUAAGAAGAUUUUAUGUCCACCUUUCCAAAGGCCUAACUCUGGAAAGAAAUCAGAGAUGAAUGACAGUGGAAAUGCAAUGGUGAUGGCUGGCAUUGGCUCCAUGGCAGCCGAGCACCAGAUGCUGUCACGAGUCUUACAUGGAUGAGAUCAUGUAAGGUUCACAGUGACCCUGUGAGAUGAAAAUAUCAUUUUGCCUGUUCCACAGUGGGAGAAAAACUACAGAGAUAAGAAGAUUGGCAGAGCCAAGCUACACAUUGAGAAAACGGUACCUGCUUUUCCUCUGUUACUGUCUUUUGAGCAAAGAUCUUUCUUUGUGUAUUUGACCUCUUGCGCUUCUGCUGCAUCUGUAUCAUAGGACACAAUUCAAUACAGAAACAUGUGCAGGCACAGGGGAAUAUGUGCAGGGGAAUUACAUAGGACUGUUUUUGUUUAAUUAUCUAAACUGAAGGAAGUGUAUUCACCAUCAAAUUAAGAAGACGGUUUCCAUUGCAUUCUUCUGUUUUUAAUGUGCAAUAUUCUUUCAAACUGAAUAAAGGCCCACGUGAAUUAGCUUUAAGUGCAUUUUAUUCAAACUUGAAAUUCACUUAACUAUCAAACUCUUAUUGUAAAAGAGCUACACUGAAUGUCCCCCUCUCUGUCUUCCCCCACCUUUUCUCUUUGCCCUUCCCCCUUUUUAAUGUGAUCUUCUUAUUUUACUUAACCAGCUGACAGAGCAGUGGCUUCCAGGAAUAAAUGGCACAAUAUUUUGUGUACCUAAAAUAGAAGUUAGGAUGUCCAGUUAUGUAACAGACCUCGAUAAACAGUCUUGUGGUGACACUGGGUAAUGUUUGCUUGGGUGUCACUUCUAGAAGACAGUGUUUAAAUAAUAUCCUGAGCACAUUUAUUUGCGUUAUGAACCUAAAUAACAAAUACUCUAAAAAAAACACGUUUAUUUGCAUUGCAGUGGGAAUACAUGUGCAGUGGCAAAGUCUGCGUGAUUCAGGGAGCUGAAGGAAGACAAAGGCUUUUAAAGGAAAAAUGAGGAGGAUUAUACAGUGUUUAGAGAUAAUUAUCCUUAGCACAGUGAUCAAUACCAAGGAUGGUGCCAGUUGGAGGCUGGACAGGCAGUUGCUGGGCAGGUGUUCCUCACAGAAGCGUGUGUGUGUGUGUGUGUGUGGCUGUGAUGUAUCUGUGUGUGUAUGUACCUGUGUGUAUGUGUGUGUAUGUAUGUGUGUGUGUGUGGGUUGUGAUGGCCUCUUGGUGAGGUUGUGAUUUUUGCAGUCUUCUGUAGUAGCUCUUGUUGUCAGGCUUUUGUACAUGAAAAUUCUCCCUUCGUGGCCUUCCCUGGCUCUAUUUUUCAGCAUUUUAACCCAAGUGACUCCAUUUUGAUUCUGACAAACUUCACAGUACUCAUUAUUUAAACACCACCAUCUUAAUUACACUACAAAAUGAUGUCACACAGAGUGUGGCUUUAAACUAAAAGGGCCGUUUAUACCGUAAGUAAUGUUUCCAUGGGAAACGGCUUCCCGAGUUCCCCCAACAUGUGGAUCCAAACUCCCUUUCAAUAAUGUUAUGAGGGUGUUUCAUUUUUAACUACCCAUACACUGAGCAUUUAUUUUUUUUUUAAAAAAACAGCAUUAUUGAGGUGUAAUUCAAAUGACGUACAAUUCACCCACUUAAAGUGUACAAUGCCAUCUUUUUUAUUAUAUUCCUGGUACAUGCAACUAUCCCAGCAGUCAAUCUACAACACUGACUUCACCUCAAAAAGAAACCUGUAUCCUUUACCAACCCCUCCCAUCCCCCCACAGCCCUCUGCAAUCACUGGCUCACUUCCUGUCUCUAGGGUUCGCCCUUCCAGAGAUUUCAUCUGAAUGGAAUCCUUUAUGUGAUCUUUUGUGUCCAGAUUCUUUCAUGUUUUCAGGGUUCAUCCAUGUUGUAGCAUAUAUCAGUGCUUUAUUCUUUUUUAUAUAUUAUAUUAAAAUACAGCUAAGUAAUAUCCCAUUGUAUAGAAUGUACACAUUUGUUAUAUAAUUGUCUUUAUAAUAAUAUACACAUUUUGUUAUAUAUAAAAUACACCACAUUUUGCUAACCCGUUCAUCUGUUGGUAGAUGUUUGGGUUUAUAGCUUUUUGGCCAUCAUGAAUAACUCUACCAUAAACAAAAAGUG
This is a messenger RNA of Callithrix jacchus (white-tufted-ear marmoset), 5563 nucleotides long. The record is from RefSeq and is a predicted model, not a curated record. Lineage: Eukaryota; Metazoa; Chordata; Mammalia; Primates; Cebidae.